UCAUCAUACGUCUUUGUGCCUUUGCUUCAUCCACUUCCUUCACUUUCCUUUCUCUGCUCAAACUCUUUGUGUGCUUGUUUGCCUCUCCAAUGGCUACCCUGGAGGAUAUUGGUGUUUCUGCAUUGAUCAACAUCCUCGUUGCAUUUGCGUUUUUACUGGCUUUUGCUCUGCUCAGAAUACAACCCAUCAACGACAGGGUUUACUUUCCCAAGUGGUACAUCAGUGGAGGAAGAAACAGCCCCAGGAGGUCCAGGAAUUUUGUGGGCAAGUUUGUCAACCUCAAUGUUAUGACUUACCUCACUUUCUUGAAUUGGAUACCUCAAGCUAUGAGGAUGAGUGAGUCUGAGAUUAUUAGCCAUGCUGGCCUUGACUCUGCUGUUUUCCUCAGAAUUUAUACUCUUGGCUUAAAGAUCUUUGUUCCCAUGACGAUCGUGGCACUCCUUGUCCUUAUUCCAGUCAAUGUAUCAAGUGGAACGUUGUAUUUUCUGAGGAAAGAAUUGGUUAUAAGUGAUAUUGAUAAGCUGUCAAUAUCGAAUGUUCAUCCUAAAUCUAUAAGGUUUUUUGUUCACAUAGCACUGGAGUACCUGUUCACCUUCUGGACUUGUUUCUUUCUUUACAAGGAAUAUGGUAAUGUAGCAUCCAUGAGGUUGAAUUUCUUGGCUUCCCAGCGGAGGCGAGCUGAGCAGUUCACUGUAGUUGUCAAAAACGUGCCUCGUGUUUCUGGUCAUUCAAUAUCUGAUACUGUAGACCAGUUCUUCAAAACAAAUCACCCAGAUCAUUAUCUUUGUCACCAGGCAGUCUACAAUGCAAACAAAUUUGCUAAAUUGGUGAGGAAAAGGGAUAGACUACAAAAUUGGCUAGAUUAUAACCAACUGAAGUUUGAAAGACAUCCUGAUAGGAGACCAACUUUAAAGACAGGAUUUCUGUGUCUUUGGGGUUCAAAAGUUGAUGCCAUUGACUACUACAAACAACAGAUAAAGGAGUUAGAUAGAAGAAUGGCACUAGAGCGGCAGAAGAUAAUCAAAGAGCCUAAAUCUAUUUUGCCAGUUGCUUUUGUCUCAUUUAACUCUCGUUGGGGAGCUGCUGUUUGUGCACAGACACAACAAAGCGAAAAUCCAACUCUGUGGAUAACAAAUUGGGCUCCAGAACCUCGUGAUGUUUACUGGCAGAAUUUGGCCAUACCAUUUGUGUCUUUGACCAUAAGGAAACUAAUAAUAUCAUUAUCAGUAUUUGCCUUGGUGUUUUUCUAUAUGAUACCUAUUGCGUUUGUGCAAUCCCUAGCAAAUUUAGAGGGUCUUGAAAGAGUUGCUCCAUUCCUAAGGACCGUGAUAGAACUGAAAUUCAUUAAAUCAUUCUUACAAGGUUUCCUGCCGGGUCUUGCUCUUAAAAUAUUUUUGUAUAUACUUCCUGCAAUUUUGAUUAUCAUGUCAAAGAUCGAGGGACAUAUUGCAUUAUCAACUCUAGAACGGCGAGCAGCUGCAAAGUACUAUUAUUUUAUGUUGGUGAAUGUGUUCUUGGGAAGCAUAGUGACUGGAACAGCUUUUGAGCAGUUGCACUCUUUCCUUCAUCAAUCACCUGCACAGAUUCCUAGAACAAUUGGGGUGUCUAUACCAAUGAAAGCCACCUUUUUUAUUACAUAUAUAAUGGUUGACGGGUGGGCUGGCAUUGCUGCUGAGAUUCUCCGAUUGAAGGAAUUGGUUAUCUUUCAUCUUAAGAAUAUGUUUCUGGUGAGGACUGAAAGAGACAGAGAAAGGGCAAUGAAUCCAGGCAGUGUGGAUUUCCCAGAAACUAUCCCAAGUCUUCACCUCUACUUCCUUCUAGGGAUUGUCUAUGCUGUGGUUACACCAAUUCUUCUUCCUUUUAUAUUAGUCUUCUUUGCCUUGGCAUACUUGGUUUAUCGCCACCAGAUAAUUAAUGUUUACAAUCAACAAUAUGAGAGUGCUGCUGCAUUUUGGCCACAUGUUCAUAGCCGCAUAAUAGCAAGCUUGCUGAUAUCUCAGCUUCUACUUCUGGGUCUGCUCAGUACAAAACAGGCUGCUAAUUCCACUCCUCUGCUUGUUGUCUUACCCGUACUGACAUUAUAUUUCCAUAAGUACUGCAAAAAUCGUUUUGAGGCUGCAUUUAGAAAGUACCCACUUGAGAAAGCGAUGGAAAAAGACAUAAAGGACAAGACCACAGAACCUGAACUAGACUUAAAGGCCUACCUUGCUGAUGCUUACUUGCACCCAAUUUUCCAAACAUUUGAGGUGGAGGAAGAGGAGUUAGUGCAGGUUAGAGCUGUCAGGGUUGAUAAAUAUCAAUCUCAUGUUGACAAUGAACAAACUAGCAAUCUCAGCUCCCCAUCCUCACCUCAUCAAGUCGAUCAUGCUGCCUCCUCAGCCAACCACCAUGCAUAUCAUCCAACUUCCUCACCACAAUAUGUGUACAAAACUAGUUCCCCACCCCAAUACUCUGAUGAUCCCACCUUUCCCAGCUACUACUCCUACCAUUACGAAGCCGAGCCAUGAACUUAAACAGAAUAAUGUCUGUAGGUGAAGUCCUAACCCGUUUGUUUAACUUAUUAAACUUUCUGCUGUGCAUUAACGUUGGUGCUAUAGUCCCUUCAAUUUCCAUGUAAUUAUUCUCCUGUUAAGAUGCAAGUGCAUGGGACUUAGCUUUCUUUAGAAACCAUGCUUGCAAGUUGAAAUUUUUAGUAUGAAUUAGGAGCUGCUCCAGUCUCAAUGGUUUGGUUGAAGAUCUGAAGUCAUUCUAGUUAGCUGUUCUAAGUGGAUUUUCCAAGGUUUGUAGAUUUCUCUUCCCUCUUUCAGAACUGGCUUGUAACUAUUGCUUUGUAAUUUACAUCUUCACAUUUUCAUCAAUUUGAAAGUUUAUUUUUGA
Messenger RNA from Rubroshorea leprosula, 2877 nucleotides. The record is from the annotation of a GenBank genome assembly. Lineage: Eukaryota; Viridiplantae; Streptophyta; Magnoliopsida; Malvales; Dipterocarpaceae.